Platichthys flesus (European flounder) is the source of this 5330-nucleotide messenger RNA. Its product is annotated as probable ribonuclease ZC3H12C. Gene Ontology annotation, cellular component: nucleus; cytoplasmic ribonucleoprotein granule. Gene Ontology annotation, molecular function: mRNA binding; metal ion binding; RNA endonuclease activity. The record is from RefSeq and is a predicted model, not a curated record. NCBI's taxonomy places the organism in Eukaryota, Metazoa, Chordata, Actinopteri, Pleuronectiformes, Pleuronectidae. The transcript has 6 exons. The coding region runs from base 298 to 3204 and encodes 968 amino acids.
GUCUGCUCUUAUUGUGAAGAGCCGUAGCGGAAGUGCUCACUCCCGCCAGCUUACCGCAGCUCGGCCGGGUCACGCCGCACAUCCCGCCGGAUGUUUUGCGUCGCCACGAUGUGACGCGAACCUUUCUCUCCUCCACAUCUUCUCCUCCUUGCUUCUUUCUCCUCUCACAGAGACGAAGCGAGCGGCUCAGCGGGAGGCGCAGGAGGCUCCGGCAGCGGCUCUUCAGCAGACACCAAUGACUCCAGCUGUGUGAGAGGGCAUCCAUCUUCCGGUGUGCUGGAUGUCUGUGACAGAUCCAUGGGUCAGAAGGACCAUGUGGAGGCAGGGGCCGGCCACAUGCUCGACCCGGAACCGGAUCUGGAGUAUCUCCACGUAGCUGGGGCCGACCGGCAGGCUGGCGGCGCUGACGGAGCCCCUGCUAUGGAGGAGCAGGGGGAGAGCUCCGGUAGCAGCAGCACCGCCGACUCCCCUCCGCCGGCCGCAGCGGAGGAAAGUGCUGGGCCUGACGCCGAGUGCGAGCCGGCCUCCUCUUCCAGCUCCACCCUUGCUGCCGGCCCUGACCCGGAUGGAGGAGAGGGAGCAUCCACUCACACUAAGAACACCCACCAGCCACUUUGUCGUACACAGUGUGUGGACUUAGGCACCGAGGGGCCUCCCGAGCCCGCACCUGAACUCUCACCAGAGCGUGAACCUGAUACUCCUGCACAGACCCCACCCGCCUCCCCGUGUAAGAACCCCCCCGAGCCUCGGCCCAGUCCCUCCAAAUCGAGGCCGGCGUCCGAGGCUGGCGGGAAGGAGUACCAGGCUAAGCUGGAGUUUGCCCUGAAGCUGGGUUACUCUGAGGAGACGGUGCGACUGGUGCUGUCCAAGCUGGGCCCGGACACCCUCAUCAACGACAUACUGGGAGAGCUGGUCAAACUGGGCACCAAGUCGGACAGCGAGCAGCCGGCCGGAUCGUUGGCCUCCGCCUCAUCCUCUUCAUCCUCCUCAUCCUCGUGCGGUUGCUCUGAUUUGCUGGACAGCCAGAGGUCGGACUCGCCCUGUCUCUCGGACCCUGUGUGCGACCAGGACAACCUGCGGCCGAUUGUGCUGGACGGGAGCAAUGUGGCCAUGAGUCACGGGAACAAGGAGGUGUUUUCGUGCCAGGGCAUCCAGCUGGCAGUGGACUGGUUCCUCGAGCGAGGCCACCAUGACAUCACAGUGUUUGUGCCCGCAUGGAGGAAGGAGCAGUCCCGGCCCGAUGCCCCCAUAACAGAUCAGGAGAUCUUGCGUCGCCUGGAGAAAGAAAAGAUUCUGGUCUUCACUCCCUCGCGGCGCGUCCAAGGCCGGCGCGUGGUCUGCUAUGACGACCGCUUCAUUGUCAAGUUGGCGUAUGAGUCAGACGGCAUCAUCGUCUCCAACGACAACUACCGGGACCUGGCUAACGAGAGGCCCGAGUGGAAGAAGUUCAUCGACGAGCGGCUGCUCAUGUACUCCUUCGUCAAUGACAAGUUCAUGCCCCCAGACGACCCUCUGGGCCGUCAUGGCCCCUCCUUAGACAACUUCCUGAGGAAGAGACCCAUCAUGCCUGAGCAGAAGAAACAGCCUUGUCCAUAUGGAAAAAAGUGCACUUAUGGCCACAAGUGUAAGUACUACCACCCGGAGCGAGGUGCGCAGCCUCAGCGAGCCGUGGCCGACGAGCUGCGAGCCAGCGCCAAGACCUGCGUCACCGUGAAGAACCAGGGCGACGCUGGGCUGGUGAAGAGCCACAGUGUGCCAGCUGGCAGCAUUGAGGCAAAGAAAGGGGCCACGAAGAGGCAGUCGGACCCCAGCAUCCGAGCCCUGUCGUACAGCGACGCUGAGGAGAAGCUGCUGGCUAAAGGGAGGCUGGAGAGCCAAAAGAGCAGUAUGUGUGGUGGCAGCAGUAGCAGUUCCAGUGGCAGCAGUAGCUGCAUCACCAUGUCCCCGGCCCCGGGGGGGCCCCCAUCCAGCCUUAACCUCCCCCAGGACCACCAGUCCAGAGCCGUCACUCCUCACUGUCUCCUCCCAGCCCCAAGCCACGACCUCUACCCUCACUGUGAGUCCCCCGACCUGAGCUACUACUCAGUAACGCGAGCCUACUCCGGCCUGAGCCUGUCCUCCAGACGGAGCCCAGACUGUCGCUUCCCCAACGACACCGACCUGCGGCCGGGCUCCUUCGGCUCCGCGGGCUCCGAGUGCGGCAGCGAGAGCAGCACCAGUUGCGGCAGCAGCUGCGACUCGUACAGCGAGAGGCCGUGCCCAGCCUGCCCCCCUGACACCUUACUGGAAGACAACAUCCAUUUUGCGAACCCCCACAGCCGCCUGUAUCCCCAUCACGCUGCAACCAACCAUGAACUUUGUGGUCUCCACCCGGCCGAUUACACAAAUAUCCCCCACAGCCACGCGAGUAAUACCAGCAUUCACAGUUACCACCUGGGCAUGACACGCGGGCAGAGCUGUUCUCAUGAUCAACAGCCGUCAGAGGCUCUUCCAAAGCGUCCUCUGUACCCUUUACCCCCCCAUCUCCAGCACCAGCCGCUGGCCGCACGCUCCAGCUGCCCCGGCGACUACCACUCUCUGCCGCAGCCCAACCCUCACCCCCCUGGCUCUCCUCUUGGCCGCUGCCUGGCCCCCACUCGAGCAGAGAGUGUGUCAGACUCACAUCUGUACGAGCAUCUCUCCACGUCGCACCAUCACCACCGACCGAAAGCUCUGCCCAGCUGGGACACGUACUACAGGCAGCCGCUGCCACCGUCCAGAUACGAGCCGUCAGCCUAUCAGAGCCUCCCAGACACACGCCAGUCGUCCUGGCACACCCCCCCCUGGGCGCAGGACGGGUACGCCCAGCACCACUCCUCUCACCCAGCUCUCCACCCGUCCCCGACACAUUACCAUAAUCACCCGCCACUUCCCGCCCACCCCCCUCACCCGUCUCAUUCAUCCAGCAGCCCUCUUCCACCCUACGCUCCGCACAGCCCUCACCUGACGCUGCCCUCCCACGCUCCUCCCUCCUACAUGCCACAGCACUCGGAGUCCCCGGCACACAGCUGCUACGGGGACGUGAGGGAGAAAGUGUUCAUCAACCUGUGCAACAUCUUUCCCUCGGAGCUGGUCAGCCGGGUGAUGGCCAGGAGCCCCCACGUCACAGACCCCCAGCAGCUUGCGGCCGCCAUCCUGGCAGAGAAGGCCCAGACGGGCUACUGAGGGAUGAAGGAGACUAAGAAAAUAAAAACCAUCGUUUGCAUCAGCAGACAAAAAUGAAUUUGCCUUUAAAACUCUUGACAGCAUUGUGGACUCCUGGAAUGCUUCUGGCCUGUCUGCAAGGAGAGCAUGUUCUUGUCUUAUGAAGUUGCUGAAGAUAAUCCAAACCCCAGCCUCAGUCACUGUGCAGAGACAACUAAGUUCACUCGUGUGGAGAGAGGGAGUGGAAAUCUGUGACUUUUACACAAAGUGCAACUUGAGAAGAUUGUUCUACACGAGCUCGAUUGUCAUUUCUAUAAUUAAUUUUUCUUAGCUCCCCAUGAAGGACUGCAUCCAUGCUGUAAGGCACUUUUUUAUUUUACAGCCCCGAUCCUAAGGUGUUCGUUUAAUAUCCGAAGCGACUGACAUGAAGGGUUAUUUCAUUUAUGACCCAUUAUGUGCACUGUAAACUUCCUCUCAGACUCGAGUCAAGCAGUGGUGUAGCACCAGAUUUUAUUCACAGCUUUGACGAAAGCGUCGUAAAUAUUCAAACUUCACUUCACAUUUUUCCGUUGUGAAAUCCUGUCUGUUUCAAACGACUAUUUAGACAAAGGUCUGUGUAUUAUAUUAACCUCUUCCUGUGUGCUGUGCAGCUGUCGUGUGUUUUUUUCCAUGUCGGGGAAGUCGUCUUGUCCGAGGCGGUGUCAGUAUUUCUGUCAGAGCUGUAGAGAUGGGUGACCCUGUCGUGUGUACCUUAGUUUUAGUAAGGGACAUCUCUCUCUUUCUCUUUCUCUAACUCAAUCUCUCUCUCUCUCUCUCUCUCUCUCUCUCUCGCUCUCUCUCUCUGGCCCUUUAUUCCGGGUCCGCUCUGGUUUCUGCCACAGACGGGGAUCGACCUCGACACCAGUGAGCGGAGCGUGCACGUACUGUACAUAUAUUUAACCGACUCCCCCCUCCCCCCUGCUGUGCUAUCGGCGACCAGCGACCACCGCUGUCUGUAGCAGAUCCCAGCUGAAUCCGUGCUAGACAGAGAAAAACCUUGUUUGAUACAAAUUGUAUCAUGAACUAAGUCGCUGAUGUUCUAUACAGUACAUGGACUAUUUAUCAACCUCUUGUUUUGUUUUGUUUCACUGGCUGACGGGACAAGACGGCCCAUUUGAGAAUGAAAGUGAAUUAGUUCAAGUUUCUGUUUUAGCCUUGAUUUGGAUAAGUCACAUUAUCAAACUGAUUUAUUGUCAGUAGCAAAGUAUUUCUAUAAAUCAUUAAUUUAGGGGACAGACCCCCAACAGUGUGUAAUGAGUUCAAUUUUACAUUUGAGUCCAUCUUUAACGGCGGCUGUUUUGAGUGUCUGCAACAUUGAGUUGAGCCCGAAAUGGCCGCUUGACGGAACUGACGUGGACGCUGAGCUCGUCGUGCGGUUCAUCACAAGCCAGCUACGUAAAGCCCACUGGUUUCUUUCCUGUCCGACGUGUCACAUUGUACAACUGUCGACUGAGUGUACAACAACACGUGCUGUUGAUAUGAGGGAACCUUUGUGUGUAUUGAAGAAGCGCCUCCUCUCUGGCCUCCUGACACCGUGUGUCAGCGUGGCACCUGAGCGUGGGCCCAAAGUAAUGCCUCUUCAUGGCAUUGUGCUUAUGACACAUCCAAUACUCUGAACUAUGUUCAGCUAACUGUUAAGCAUGUUUUGAUUUGUUUUGAUUUCUGCAUGUAUUUAAGUUGUGUACAAAGCUGUGUAUUUGCAUUUAGGAGCCAUCUGUGGUACUUCAGACUCGCUGUUUAGAUGCUUCUAGGUUAACUUGUACACAAACAUGGUUGUUAAUGUUUUCUUUGUUAAUAUUUCGUUUCAUAAAGUGUUAGUGUUCAGAGAAGCACCCGUCUUUAACUGCAUAUUCAAGUCAGGGCAGAAUGCUUUCUGGUUUUCUGUAGGAUCAGGAAGCUUUGUCCGACAUUGUUUUGUUUUUUUAAGUGCACUCUGCCAUCAACGGUAAUAAUAAAUUAUCAAUUGACUUGUUUGCUCUAGAUGUUAUAGAUCUAUACAGAGUCCCUUGUUUCAAACUGGAUCUACAUUUUGCCAGUAGAAAUACAGCAUAACUGUUUGUAAGAUUCUCAACUGUACCUGUGGCUGUUCAUUAAAGAGAGUACUGCUA